Molecule: messenger RNA, 4264 nt
Organism: Acromyrmex echinatior (Panamanian leafcutter ant)
Lineage: Eukaryota; Metazoa; Arthropoda; Insecta; Hymenoptera; Formicidae
Biological process (GO): regulation of transcription by RNA polymerase II
Cellular component (GO): nucleoplasm; nucleus
Molecular function (GO): DNA-binding transcription repressor activity, RNA polymerase II-specific; RNA polymerase II cis-regulatory region sequence-specific DNA binding
Source: RefSeq, a predicted model, not a curated record
AUCGUGUGAUUUUCCCGCCACCGGAAGCGAGCGAGGCAAGCGCGUGACUGGUAGCUGCGCGCGCAACUUAGGCGAGACGGGAAGGGGCCAACUGGCGCAUUUACCUGAAGGAAUGCGAGCGGACCGUGCAAGAUUUCGUCGGAAAACAGGCCGCAUAAUUUCUUUUUCGGCACCGCCGGGCCCCCCCGUCGGGCGAAAGUCGCCUAACGGACCGGUCCCGCGACCGUCUACUCGGCGAUGCCCCACGCGCGUAAGUUCCUGCGGGGUGGGCGAGGGGCCGCCAUGACAGUCGUCGUAUUUUCUGUUAACCGCGAGAGCACGUAGACCCCGCUGGGGCGACAUUCCCGUGAAAUUCUCGUGCGACUUGGCGUCCGUGACAACCGAAAGCGAUCGUCCCGCGUCCCGGCUUUGUCGGGCUGACCGUCGCGGUAGUCAAAGAGACGGUAGGCGAGGGCGCGUGGCCAUUAUCGGAUAUUUGUUUGUGGGUGCCAGUGGCGAGGUGAGACGCCGGGAGAGGCAGGUAGGCAGGCAGUCAGCAGCGCGAAACGAAGGAACGUGAGGAUUUGAGGAACGAACCGAACGAGGAGGAACGAGGAGGAACGAGGAGGAACGAGGCGAUGAGGGCGAUGAAACGGCCUGUGCGGGCUCCCCACCACCCUUAAUCUCCGACGGCUCCCCUUGCCCCUCUCCACCGCUAGCCCUGCCCCUCCCCGCGCGUUCCCUGGAUCGGGACGGGCGCGCGUCUCUCCCCCGUCAGCGCGCGCGUGUGUGUGCGUGAGACUUGUGGCAGAGGAGGCGAGGAGGAGGCGGCUCCAGGCCGACGGAGAACGAGAUGCGAGAACCGCCGACGGCACCGCGCACCACGAUGAAAAAUGAAGUAUGUCAGACACGUUUAAUUAAUAUUCUUCAGUGAACGAAGAUGAAUAGUGAGCAGCAUGCAUUGCCAGCGACUACGCAGGCACAACAAGAGGAUGUAAACGCGGGUCAAAGUGGUCGUCCUUCAUACCCAGGUGGUUUGGCUACUGCGACCGCGAGUCUUGGCAAUGUAGGGAGUACUCCCCAUUCAUCCGCGGACCUGCGUGUAGGUACUGCCGUAGCGUUAGCCUCCUCGGUAGCCUCCUCGGUAGCUAAGUAUUGGGUCCUCACCAAUCUGUUUUCUCCCGGACCGCUACCUCAAGUUUCGGUCUAUCACCAUUCCCACCACAACUCCUCGCAUAGGAGUGGUGGCGGUGGGGAGACAUCAUCCUCCAAAGAGCCAGCCUCUUCACUGAACCAGGAAAUGGCGUUGACUUCCAGCUCGCACCAUCAACAACAGUCAACAGCCGCGCAUCAUCAUCAGCCUUCAGUUAGCAGCAGCAGCAGCCACCACAGUUCUCUGCAGUCGAAUCCACAGAUUCCUGUGUCCCUCCCCGGCCUUAAUUUAGACGGCGCACAUCUACCAGCGAGUGUUAGUCAUCUGGCUGCACAUGCACAAAUGCAACAAAUGCAGGCGCAAGCACAGCAGCAGCUGCACCAGCAGCAACAGCAGCAACCGCCGCAGCAACAGCAGCAGCAGCAGCAGUCUCAUCAUCAAAUCCCGAAUCAUCAGAACACUCAGAACAAUGGGCCAACGGCGCAUGGCCAGAACGCGCAACGAGACGACAACAAAGUCAAGGAUGAAGGCGGUAGUUGCACCACCGAGCGCUGCAGCGAUAAUCAGGUUCAUUGUCAAGUUCAAUGCGAUCUGCAAUUACAACCACCCCAAGAUCUUCAACAGAGCUUGAUGCAACAGCAGCAGCAGCAGCAGCAACAGCAGCAACAGCAGAUUGGAGUCAACAUCAGCGGUAACUCCACCACCGAGGGGGGAAACCAGAACAACUCCGAGAAACCCGAAAAAGAGAAGGAAUUGCGGCAAUUGAAUAUGACCCAAUUUCAAGUCCCUGACUUGAAACCUGGAGGGCACAUGAUGGAUGUGAGGACAGCAGAUGGAUCGGUUGUCAAAAUUAGCGCAGGAAACGAGCAAGAUUUAGCUAAGACUCUUGGCGUCGAAAUGGUACAAAAUAUGUACAAGGUUAAUGUUGAAGAUAUUAAUCAACUCUUGGCGUAUCAUGAAGUUUUUGGAAAGCUGCAGAGCGAAAUUGCAGCUGGAACGACUUUAGUAGGUAGCACUGUGCCUACGCAAACAGUUACCACGAUACAAAAUGGCACGCCAAUCGUGCAGCAGGUCCAAUUGAACAAAUUUGACAUAAAGUCAAGUGACGGCGAAGCGACACCGGGCCCGAGCGCAUCGCCCGUGUCGGUAGGCAGCCACGCUUGUGAGAUAUGCGGAAAGAUCUUCCAAUUUCGUUAUCAACUCAUUGUACAUCGCAGAUAUCAUACUGAGAGGAAACCAUUCACAUGUCAGGUAUGCGGCAAAGCGUUCUCGAAUGCGAAUGAUUUGACACGUCACGGCAAAUGUCAUCUGGGUGGAUCCAUGUUUACCUGUACUGUUUGCUUUCACGUCUUUGCGAAUGCGCCUUCACUAGAACGUCAUAUGAAGAGACAUGCUACCGAUAAACCAUACAAUUGUACGGUCUGCGGUAAGAGUUUUGCGCGCAAAGAGCAUUUGGAUAACCAUACAAGAUGUCAUACUGGCGAGACGCCGUAUAGAUGCCAAUACUGUUCGAAGACAUUUACUCGAAAAGAACAUAUGGUAAAUCAUGUUCGCAAACACACUGGUGAGACCCCACAUCGAUGUGAUAUUUGCAAGAAGAGCUUUACUCGCAAAGAACACUUUAUGAACCAUGUUAUGUGGCAUACAGGAGAAACUCCUCAUCAUUGUCAAGCUUGCGGCAAGAAGUAUACACGCAAAGAGCAUCUCGCUAACCACAUGCGCUCACAUACAAACGACACACCGUUUCGUUGUGAAAUAUGUGGUAAGUCAUUUACGAGGAAGGAGCACUUCACGAACCACAUAAUGUGGCAUACGGGCGAGACGCCGCACCGCUGUGAUUUCUGCUCGAAGACGUUCACGCGAAAGGAACAUCUCCUGAACCACGUUCGCCAGCACACGGGUGAGUCUCCACACCGAUGCGGCUUCUGCUCCAAAUCGUUCACCAGAAAGGAACACCUUGUUAACCACAUCCGCCAACACACAGGGGAGACGCCCUUCCGCUGUUCAUACUGUCCGAAAGCAUUUACGCGGAAGGAUCACCUGGUGAAUCACGUCAGGCAGCACACGGGUGAGUCACCGCACAAGUGCCAGUAUUGCACCAAAUCCUUCACGCGGAAGGAACAUUUGACCAAUCACGUGCGUCAACACACAGGCGAAUCGCCACACCGAUGUCACUUCUGCUCCAAGUCAUUUACUCGUAAGGAGCAUUUAACGAAUCAUGUGCGCAUCCACACUGGCGAAUCUCCACAUAGGUGUGAGUUUUGCCAAAGGACGUUCACUAGGAAAGAACAUCUAAAUAACCAUCUCCGUCAACAUACUGGAGAUUCCUCACACUGUUGCAACGUGUGCUCCAAACCAUUCACAAGAAAGGAACAUCUCGUGAAUCAUAUGCGUUGCCAUACUGGUGAACGUCCAUUCGUGUGCACAGAAUGUGGCAAGAGUUUCCCAUUGAAGGGCAAUCUUCUCUUUCAUAUGCGCUCGCACAAUAAGGGCAGCAAUGCCGAAAGACCAUUUCGCUGCGAUCUGUGCCCUAAAGAUUUCAUGUGCAAAGGACACUUGGUCUCGCAUCGGCGUUCGCAUUCAGACGAGCGGCCGCACAGUUGUCCGGAUUGUGGGAAGACCUUUGUUGAGAAGGGCAAUAUGCUGCGACAUUUGCGCAAGCACGCGGCUGAAGGCCCGCCGACACAAGUUAGCACACCAUCGGCUAUACCGCAAUCCGGUGUACUGCCGAUACCGGCAGCGGCAGCAGUUCUAGUCGGACAUCCCUUAGCACCGCCGGCACCGCCUGUGGUGCCGCAACACACGGUGGUUGUGCCGACACCGCCCGGUGUAUUAACAUCGUAUUAGAUCAUAUAAGAUGAAAAAGAGAGGAGGAAGGGGGGGAGAGAAGAAAAAAAACAGACGAAAAAAAAACUAAAAAUAAGAAAUGAGAAAAAAGGAAGCAUUUGAAGAUGAUACAUGCUGUGUAUACUUAAUAUAUGAUUGCAUCGAAGAAAUGUGAAGAUUGUACGCCAUUCAUCAUUUUCUUAAGGACCUGAAUUAUAAUGGAUUUAUUAUCCAUUUGACUCAAUGGGAUUCACGUACUGCUCACGUGCUGCUCGUGAUGUCAAAAAAAAAAUGGAAAAAAAAACU